AUGACACAAACCGUCCUGCGGGUAGGCAUCCUCUCCGCAGGAACAGAGUCCAUCCGCCACCUCUACCUCCCGAUCCUCCAAACCCUCAACAAAUCCUACCAAGUCGUUUCCCUCUACGACUUCGCUGUUGCAACCCGACCGAACAGCAACAGCAAUGGCUCGUCCGAGAAGACGGACGGACCCCAGCUCGCCUCCACUCCUGAAGCCGUCAUCAACGACCCGAAUGUCGACCUCGUGCUCAACUUCAUGCCGAACGAGUUCCACGAGCGAUACACCGUGGCCGCCCUCGACGCUGGCAAACACGUCAUGGUUGAGAUCCCCGUCAGCCUGAGCAUCCAGAGCGCCAAACGCAUCAUCGCGGCCGAGCAGCGCGCGCCCAACCACGCCAAGGUCUUCGUCGCCUGCGCCCGCCGCUACGCCCCUUGCUUCGACGCCGUCUUCAAAAAGGAGGUCGCCAGCCUCGACCGCAUUUACUAUGCGCGGUGUCGCAACAUCGCUGGCCCGCACUCUGCUCAUACCGCCACCGCCCCAAAGAAGGACUGGUUCGCGACCAACGGUCCCAACACCGCCCCAACGACACCUUCAGGCCCCACCGCCGACGGUCGCGCCAUUCUUACGCGGCUCCUCAAUGAGGCGUUCGGCGGGGAGGACCUGACGCGGUCACGUCUGGCGCUGUCGCACUUCCUCGCGUCGCUGGGCUGCCACGAUCUGGGUCUGAUGCGGGAUCUAUUCGGCGACCCGGACGCCAUAUCGAACAUCACCGUCAACGAGCCGUUCUAUUCGAUCCUGCUGCACUAUGACGGCCGCGUCAGCCGCGGCGAGUACCCGUUCACGCUGAUGUACGAGACAGGCACCGACGCCGUGCCACGCUGCGACGCCCACAUUGCCGUCUACGGGAACACCAAGACGGUGAGCAUGUCGUAUGGCCUGCCGUACGCGUGGGAUCAGCCUAUGCGCGUGGUUGUCGAGACCACUGAUGAGACGGGCGAGUUGAGACGUACUGAGACCGUGAGCACGUGGGAGGAGACGUUGACGGCCGAGCUGCAGGCGUUACAUACGUUCCUGGUGGAUGGGACAGCUGCGAAGACGACGGCUGCCGAUGCGCUGCAGGAUCUGAGACUCUUCCAGACGAUAUACGAUAAGUACGAUCGGCAGUGUGGGACGAUUCGGACACCCCUGGGAUAG
Aspergillus terreus NIH2624 is the source of this 1185-nucleotide messenger RNA. RefSeq names its product Gfo/Idh/MocA family protein. Lineage: Eukaryota; Fungi; Ascomycota; Eurotiomycetes; Eurotiales; Aspergillaceae. Gene Ontology annotation, molecular function: oxidoreductase activity; nucleotide binding. The record is from RefSeq and is a predicted model, not a curated record. The coding region runs from base 1 to 1185 and encodes 394 amino acids. The transcript has a single exon. Gene Ontology annotation, cellular component: cytoplasm. Gene Ontology annotation, biological process: NADPH regeneration.